AUGUUCGACCCCUCCGCGUCGGAAAUCCCGCGCCAACCGUCCUUCUCGAGCGCGUGUAUCGGCCGGCUGCUCCUCCUGCCUUGGCAUUCCAACCACGCUGUUCGGUCGCCAGUGUCGACACAGCCAAAACACAAGCCAGGCAAUCCGGUCCGCAGCAGCAAAAGGCUUCGUACCAAUUCGCACCUCGGAAGGCCACCAGAGUCGCAUAAGUUACGAUCUCCGGACAAGCUGACCUCUCCAUCGCACACUGAGAGAAGGGAAACAGAACACAAUUUGCGAGAAACUGUGAAUCUCGUGCUGUAG
Molecule: messenger RNA, 303 nt
Organism: Pseudozyma hubeiensis SY62
Lineage: Eukaryota; Fungi; Basidiomycota; Ustilaginomycetes; Ustilaginales; Ustilaginaceae
Exons: 1
Coding region: 1-303 (100 amino acids)
Source: RefSeq, a predicted model, not a curated record